Myxocyprinus asiaticus (Chinese sucker) is the source of this 4950-nucleotide messenger RNA. Its product is annotated as reversion-inducing cysteine-rich protein with Kazal motifs-like. The transcript is spliced from 21 exons. Gene Ontology annotation, molecular function: protein binding; metalloendopeptidase inhibitor activity. Gene Ontology annotation, biological process: blood vessel maturation; sprouting angiogenesis; extracellular matrix organization. The record is from RefSeq and is a predicted model, not a curated record. Gene Ontology annotation, cellular component: plasma membrane. The coding region runs from base 181 to 3060 and encodes 959 amino acids. Lineage: Eukaryota; Metazoa; Chordata; Actinopteri; Cypriniformes; Catostomidae.
UCAGCAGUCCUCUAUCCGCACAUGCUCAGAGCUCCAGCUCCGCUCGCGCUCCGCGUCUCCUCUGUGUUCGCGGCCUGUCCGCAGACACACACAGAUGAACUCCUUCUAGGAGAGAUGGUCUCAUGGAGCUCGUGUCUCGUUUGCGUUUGAGUCCACCAUGCACUUUAGGAUUUCAAUAAGAUGUAUGUGUGUUUUGAGAUAAUCAUUUUGCUUCUCUCCUGCAACUUCUGCGUCUUCGUUUAUACUCAGGAUCCCUCCUGCUGCCAUCAUGCUGCAGAACUAUUUCCUCAGUGUAGGGAUGCAUGUGAACAGCUUGCGACCAUUAGAAGUGAAUCACGUCUAAGGCACCUUCUUCUCCGUUUGCCAAGUUACUGCCCAGAAUCUUUGAGUGAACUUUGGAUCUGCAUCAACAAUACCUUACCCGGGGCAUCAAAAAAGUCUGAUGGUUGGGUUGGCCUGGGAUGUUGUGAGCUGGCCAUCUCGGCUGAAUGUCGCAGGGACUGCAAACAGGCAUCAUCUAAAAAUGACAUCACAAAAGUAUGCAAGAAAGACUCAGAGAAACCACUCUACAGCUGUAUCACCAAAAAUGAAAUGGGCUCAAUAUGCUGCAGUUAUGCAGGGAGACACACAACCUGCCGGGAAUUCUGCCAAGCCAUCUUCCGCACAGACUCAUCACCCAGCGUCUCCCAAAUUAAUACUGUCAAAGAGUACUGCCAGAGCGUCAGUCCACCACUCAUCAGCUGUGUGGCCAACUAUACCAAAUCCUACCCAAUCAGAAGCCCUAUUGACAGUUUAUACUGUUGUGACAGAGCGGAGGAGGCCCACUGUCAGACGGCCUGUAAGCGCAUCCUCCGCACCAUGACCACCGAGCAAGAGAUCAUGGACGGUCUGAUCAAAGAAUGUGGCCGUCAGCCUCUCCCACAGGACCCGCUUUGGCAGUGCUUCUUGGGUAGCGCACACCCUCCCACCAAAAGAGAUCCAGAAUCCCCUCCAAUUGCAAAGAUGGACUGCGCUAAACUCCACUGCUGCUCCAAAGCCAACACUUCACACUGCAGGAAUAUGUGCUUGGAGAUCAGCACCAACUGGGGCACUCAGACGUGGCAGGAGUUUGACCAGCUUUGUGAAUAUAACCCUGUUGAGAUGGACCUUAUCACCUGCUUGGCUGAUGUGAGGGAGCCGUGCCAGUUAGGCUGCAAAGAUCUGACCUACUGCACCAACUUUAACAACAGGCCAACUGAGCUGUUUCGAAGCUGCAAUGUUCAGUCAGAUCAGGGCGCCAUGAACGAUUUCAAACUCUGGUCCAAUGGAAGCAUCAAGAUGCCUUUCAUGAACAUCCCAGUGCUGGACAUACGUAAAUGUCAGCCAGAGAUGUGGAAAGCUGUAGCCUGUGCACUGCAGAUCAAACCAUGCUACAGCAAGUCCAGAGGGAGUGUCAUUUGCAGGUCAGACUGUGUAGAUAUCCUGACCCAGUGUGGAGAUCGCAAACGGUUUCUUGAAGGACAGACUCCAGAGCGGAUAUGUGACCUUCUGUCCCCAACAGAUGAUCCAGAGCGGUGUAUUCCUCUGAAGAGAUACCUCACCCCCAGUCCCUUUGCUAAUAUUAUUGAAGAAGUGAUCCAUCCCUGCAACCCUAAUCCAUGUCCAAGCAACCAUCUUUGUGAAGUGAACAGGAAAGGCUGCCAUCCAGGACAAGACUGUCUGCCAUACUUCUGUGUACCUGGGUGUAAACUAGGAGAAGCUUCUGAGUUUCUCGUCCCCAUGGAUGCCCGUAUCCAAGUGCCCACUCGGAACGUGCAGGUGGGCUGCUUUGAGGUUUGCACCUGCGGUCAAAGUGGCCGUCUGGAGAACUGUGCCGAAAUGCCAUGCUUUGACACCACCAAGACCUGUUUGAUUGGAGGACAAAGAAAAAAUCAUGGUACGUCCUUCCGGGUAGACUGCCACCCAUGUUCCUGCUUCGCUGGAGAAACCAUCUGCUCUGCUCGCCAAUGCCUCAGGUCAGACAGCUCUUAUGAGGAUCGACGCCCAUUCACAGGGCUUCCUUGCGGCUGUGCUGAUCAUUUUGUGCCUGUUUGUGCACGUAAUGGACGCACAUACCCCAGUGCUUGUGUUGCACGCUGUGUCGGCUUCCGAGACAAUCAGUUUGUUUUUGGGUCCUGCAGAAGCAUCGAUCCCUGCUCACCAAACCCCUGUCAAAGGAACCAAAGGUGCAUACCUAAACGGCAAGUUUGUUUGACGGAUCUGUUAGUCUAUCCCUGCCCACAGUACGAGUGCGCUACUCGCCCAUCUGGCUGUGACCAGAACCAGCUGGAUCCAGUUUGUGACACAGAUAACACGGAGCAUGCCAAUCUGUGUCUACUGCAUUUACGGAGCAAAACCCUGGCAUACAUGGGCCACUGUCAGGAUGCUUGCAGGAAGCCCAGAGAGGUGUGUGGCCACAAUGGAGAAACCUACAGUACAGUGUGUGAAGCUUUUUCAGACCGCGUUGCUGUGGACUAUCAGGGUCGCUGCCAUGCGGUCGGGGUGGUGUCAGAGUUCACAUCCGACUCAGGGUGUAACGCUGUGCCCUGUCCUCCUCUCUCCACAGAGGGCUGCAAUCCAGUCACACCACCUGGCGCCUGCUGUCCUGUGUGUGCAGGUAUGCUACAAAUCCUCUGGAACAAAGAACAGAUGAAUAUCUUCGCUAAGCUGAACAGGAAUCAGCCUGUGACGGUGCACAACAUCCUGAAAAUCCUGCGGCUACACAUCUCUGUCCCUCAGUGUGACAUCUUUGGCUACCUGAGCAUCGACUCUGAGAUCAUCAUCCUCAUUGUGCCUGUUGACCAGCAGCCUACACCACUGCAGAUUGAAGCCUGCAGUAAAGAAGCAGAGAAGAUUGACUCCCUCAUAAACUCUGGAAGCCCCACACUGGUGUCCCACGUGCCCCUGUCUGCCUUCCUCAACUCUGAGGUCAAACUUUCCACCAUCAGUUCAGCUGCUACCACCACCCCACUCUUUUUCUCCCUCUGUCUCUUCCUCUUCUGUCUCCUCCUUUCUAUAACAGGGACCCAGUUUCCCUUGUAAUCCCACAAUGCCAAGUAACACUACCAUGUGUUUGACCUCUGGCCUUCCAAGGUCACCACAUGUCUCGACAGGAAGCUGUUCCAGUCGACAUUGUCUAGACAAUCAUUACACUGCAAAAUGACAAGGACAAUCAAAUUCCAACUUACUGAGAUGAAAAAAUAUUUUAUCUCACACAAUUAAGGACUUCUUCGCAAGGAAACUGUACUAUGCUGUCUUGUAAGGGCACUGACUUCAGCUUUGAAAAUGGUGGAGCGAAAAGAGUAAAUGAAGAAACAUGAGUUAUAGACAGCACAACUUUUCAGAUGUCGGGUUAAGAUGCAAGACAAUUGCUGCUUUUAAAUGUCUUACUGACCCAAUUACUCAUGCACAUAUCAGCUUUCAAAACACUAUUGUAUCUUAGUAUAAGAAAAGACCUGAAAGUAGGGGAGACUGGGGGCAAUUUCAACACAUAAAAUGUCUUCAAUCACAAAUAUGAUAGAGAGAUGAGAUGUAUUCAGCACAUGCUUAGUAUAAUACUCUCUGCCUGAGGAAAGGUUUGUGAUAUUUUCAACACUAAGUUGAUUUUAUCCAUUAUUUGAUGCCUUUGAAUUAUCUAUAAUCUAAAAUCUCAGUCAAACAAGAAAAGCGGACUUUUCAGCCACACCUGAGAGACAAAUGUUUUUAUUUUAUUGUUCCUCGUAGUCAAAACUCCAAAUAAAAAAGAGGAACUACAGCCAUGUAAACAAAUAUGACAAUCGUACUGCUUAACCAUAAAGUGGUAAACACAAUAUGCCUUGCUUUAAAGUUUAUAUAUUAUAUAUAUAUAUAUAUAUAUAUAUAUUAGGGGUGUAACGGUACACAGAAGUCACGGUUCGGUACAUACCUCGGUUUUGGGGUCACGGUUCGAUACGAGUUCGGUGCAACAGGAAAAAGCAACAAAUCCCAAAUGCUAGGUUUCUUUUCAUUUAUUUUGAACAGACAGUAGUGCAAAUUACAGUUUGUUCCACCUAGUGGCAUUUAGUCCCCCCUGAGGCAGUUGGUACCGUACAGCCUCCUUUAGUGUAUUAAGCACUUAGCAGUAAACAGAAUGCACUCUUGCAUAGGCCAUAUUUUUUUUGUAGGGUUGAUAAAAAAUAAAAGGUAUUUGGUCACAAUCAGCUAUAAAACUGAAAAGCAUCUCUUGUGUUAUAAAAGUACAAAAUAAAUAGAAUAAUGAAAAAUAAAACUUGUGCAAUAGGAGAAGCCAUUCUUGUUUUGUGUUGGUGCAGAGAAGGUCUCUUCUUCUUCUGCUCUUUUUCCUGUUGUGGCGGUUAGCAAACAGUGUUGCAUUACCGCGCACGCCCCCUUCUGGAUUGGAGUGCAUCGCCUGUGACUGACUCAGAUGUAUUCUUCGUCUGACUGCACGCACCGAACCGUGACGUCAGUACCGUGAUGGUUCGGGAUGAAUACAUGUACCGUUACACCUCUAAAAUAUAUACGUAUGUGUGUAUAGAUUUCUUUUUUAAAUAUGAAGUAUUGCAAAAACAAAAACUUUAUGUUGAUAAGAGAAGCUAAAUGUUCUAUUUUGAGAUGUUUCUGAUGAAAAAGUCACAAUGUGCCAUUUUAAAAUCUAGCGCUUGCAUGUGUAUUCUUAAGUGUUUUUACAGAAUGUAUUGUGUUGUCAUGUCUUUGAGCUGGAAGUGUUGUGUAUGUGCCUGUACCACAUUAAGGGCCACCUUUUUUUCAAACAGUAUUAUUUUGCUUAGGCAGCUGUGUUGCAUGGUGGGAUGGGCCUUAUUGUGUCCUGUCUGUUUGUCUUAUGUGUGUAACGCUUCCCAUGUAUAUUUUUUUUUUUUAUAUGAUAAUAAAUGUGAUCAUAUUGCCUAAGGAUUUUAUCAGAAUGCCAUGUUUAAUAAACUGGUUGAGACUCUG